Cuscuta epithymum is the source of this 1271-nucleotide messenger RNA. Lineage: Eukaryota; Viridiplantae; Streptophyta; Magnoliopsida; Solanales; Convolvulaceae. The record is from the annotation of a GenBank genome assembly.
AGGCUCCAAUUAUUAUUAUUAACAUUAAAAAGUAAAAACACACAUCUAUCGCCUCUUUUUUCUGCUCCCAUCGAAAACCAAUGCCCGUUGAACGAUUCAUUACUUGAUGCAACAAAAAACACUCAAUUGCCCCUCUUUGAAAAUGGAUGUUUCACAAUUAAUCUCAAAUUGAAAUUUAGUGUAUGUUUCAUUUUCCCUGCAUUGUGUGUGUGUGUAUGGCUAGAUCAACGAAGCAAGGACAAAACGGAGGAGGUGAGGAGAUGAGAUGACGACGUUGUUGGGUAAACUUUUCUCCCAUUUCACGCGGCGGGUUUCAGAUCUGGAUUGGAGGUUUGUGUUGCUCAUUCUCAUACCCCUCUCGCUUAUCGUCUACGCGUGUCUCUCCUCCGUCGCCACCCCCCUCAUCCGGCCUGUUCCUUCGCCGGCGGCGAACAAAGCAAGGAUCGCGGUUUGCUUGGUGGGCGGGGCUCGGAGGUUCGAGCUCACUGGGCCGUCCAUCAUCCAGAGGAUUCUCAAAGUGUAUCCCAACUCCGACCUCUUCCUUCACUGCCCGCUCGACUCCAAUUCCUACAAGCUCUCCUUGCUCAGGGCUGCCCCCAGAAUCGCCUCUGUCAAAAUCUUCAACCCCACUCACAUUAACGAGACUGAGUCACAGGCUAGAGUUCUCACUCCCCAGGACUCGCCCAAUGGCAUUCAGGGGUUGUUGCAAUAUUUUAAUCUUGUGGAAGGUUGUCUGACAAUGAUUCAAGCACACGAAAUGAAGAAGAGGUUGAGGUACGAGUGGAUUGUCCGGACGAGAGUGGACGGGUACUGGUCCGAGGAGCUGGGUCCGACGCACUUCAUUCCGGGGCGGUACAUCGUGCCGCCGGGAUCGUCAUACGGCGGCCUGAACGACCGGAUGGGCAUCGGGGACAUGAAAACCUCGGAAGUGGCUCUGUCCCGCCUGUCCCUGAUUCCACAGCUGGAGGCGGCAGGGUACGAGCAGCUGAACUCGGAGAGAGCUUUCAAAGCCCAGCUGACAACCGCAGGGGUGGUGUACGCGACCCACCGUGUGCCCUUCUGUGUGGUGACGGACCGGCAGUACCCUUUCCCGCCGGGCCCGAUGGGAGUCCCGGUGGCGGCGAUCUCCAGCCGGGGGCCGCUGAGCGGGGCAAAGUGCAGGCCGUGCACGCCUUCCUGCACCGGGGAAUGCAUUCCUGCGGUGAUGGGGCAGCUGAACCGGGUGUGGAGCUGGACGGACUGGGCCAACAACAGCAUAGAGCUGUGCGACG